Molecule: messenger RNA, 1816 nt
Organism: Colletotrichum destructivum
Lineage: Eukaryota; Fungi; Ascomycota; Sordariomycetes; Glomerellales; Glomerellaceae
Exons: 2
Coding region: 921-1625 (234 amino acids)
Source: RefSeq, a predicted model, not a curated record
ACCCACCCUGGCGCUUCCCUCUCUCCUCUGCUCCAGCCUCCGUACUUACACGGCACACAAACGGACACUCACUCACUUUCACACACUUGCAUCACUCCGGACGACUCGAGUUGUAGCCAGCCGUCCUUCCUCCUAGAUUACUUUCAGACCACUCGCCUUGGCACGUCAGUCCUCGAACACCACCCUCUCGUCCUCUGGUCUGGCCCUCCGCUCUUGCGUCCUCUUCGGCCUCAUUCCUCCUAUUAGCCGCUCCGUCCCAUCUUCUCCAUUCCUCGCAACUCGGCAACGCACCAGAACCGUUACUUGUUUUGUUUCACUCGCCUUUCGAGGCUUCCCGCCCUCCAUCACGCUGACUGUGUUUGACUCUGUUCGCCCUGCCGCUCCCGCUCCCGCUACCGCUACCAUCUUCCCCCCCUUCUACAUCAACAAAGCUGGUGCCCAGACUUCUACCACACUUCUGCACACCCCGCAUCGCCACCAGCAUCGCAACAACACCAUCCUACCAACGAUUGGAACCUUUACAGCCGCCAUCGGUGGUUCAUAUCUUUGACGGGCUUGCUAAAUAGGCGCCUUGGCUCAACAAUAUAGGUGGAACUGGUGAAGACGGAACGGCACUCGAUUCACUUGGAUUCACCCCCUCGGGAACCUGCCAUCCGAGCAUCUCACGUGGCCCUGUCGCGACAUUAAAAGGUUGGGUGCCAGUGGCGUGCCCUUUCCAAAAGCCGACCAGACAGAUCCUGUUGAUCAUUCAAGACGUCGUGAAGUAAACGACGAGCCUUGCGUCUCAUUCGAAUCAUCGAAAGACCCGAUCGGCAAAGACACAGCGUCGUCGACAGCAUCUCAACACACUACACAGUCUCGCUACAUCAACUGUCGUAUACACCACAGACACGCUUGUUGAAACCUAACCACCGACAGAUAUGAAGCCUUCAACUUUGUUCUGCGCCUUGGGCUUUGUGCAGUUGGGCAUGGCCGUUCCCGUCCCCGCAACCUUUUCAGAUCUCGUCACCCAUGUCAAAGGCGAGGCGCGUCGUCUGACCAAGAUCACCCGCGUGUCUAUGCAUCACACACCACCAAUCUCUACCGUGAAGGAGCCCGAGGAACAGAAGAUCGAAUUCAGAUUCGACAACAGCCCCGUAUCACCAUCGGAAGACAUGCCUCCGUCACUUGUCCUGGCUGCGCCUCGCCCACUGAAGACCACCUACCUUCAAUCACUAUCUAAGCACCCAGGAUCAGGGAAGGACAGAGUGGUGGAUGUGGUGGGCGACGGGACUCCUGAGACGAUCAAGCCCAUGACGCUGGAGGAGGGCCUGGCGAAGUUGCUGCCGUCAAAGCCUCGUCUAGGCUGCUGGAAACACGUCCAGGGCCCCACGCCAUCUAUGUCAGUCGUGGAUCAGCACCCCGAUUUGAUUGUCCUCGGGGCCGUUCUUGCUCUGGUCCUCGUUUUACUGGUGCUGGAGACCGUUGGCACAACAUUCCAAGGGGUCCGCCAGCACUAUGACCCCAGAGGGGAGAUUCGUUUGGAGGGAGACGAGAAGCCUUGCAAGUCGCCAUCAUUCCGCUGCGACUCUUUCGACUCGGCGCCUUACGAAGAUGACGUUGGCGUCCAAGGACCGAGAUCAUGACCAUAACGGGUGACGGAAAGAUAAAAGGAUACAAACCAACUUGAAAACUCCAUAAUCAAACAGUCGUAGGACACAGACCUUUAAUAAUGUGGAGACUGGCCAUUGCGAUACCAUCUUACUUUCAGAGCGCGGCGCUUGACUUGGGCAUAAAUGAAAAUAUUACCAUUACAUUUGUCCUAUUUGUUCACUAU